AUGCAGCGACUGCCGAGGCUGCCGGCACGGCCGGAUCUACCGACGGGACUCGGUCCUAGGGCGCUUGAUGCGAGCGGCAACACGAGCACGUCUGCUGGCGGGAGGAUUGGAGGCGGCGAAAAGCCUGUGCCUCAACCGGUUAAUGCUACUCGACUUUUCGUUUUGACGCAACUGUUGGCUGGAAGGCAUUGGUCAAUUGCUUCGUCACUUUGCGCUAAUGUCUGA
Molecule: messenger RNA, 225 nt
Organism: Protopolystoma xenopodis
Lineage: Eukaryota; Metazoa; Platyhelminthes; Monogenea; Polystomatidea; Polystomatidae
Source: the annotation of a GenBank genome assembly